Molecule: messenger RNA, 2143 nt
Organism: Sinocyclocheilus grahami
Lineage: Eukaryota; Metazoa; Chordata; Actinopteri; Cypriniformes; Cyprinidae
Product: targeting protein for Xklp2-B-like
Exons: 16
Coding region: 170-2143 (657 amino acids)
Biological process (GO): regulation of mitotic spindle organization; activation of protein kinase activity
Cellular component (GO): spindle; microtubule
Source: RefSeq, a predicted model, not a curated record
UCGUAAACGCAGUUCUAACGGCACCAACAUUCAAACUACUAGCGUUCGCGUCGGGUUGUUUUGUGGCAGGAGGGUACGAGCGUCUGCUGAUUAAACAUUUUGCUGUCUUUUUUCAGCCUUUCAGGUUGUGGUAGGAGGCAUUGGUUGGAAGCAAGUUUUCUGUGUGAAUAUGGAAGGGGACUCUGCUGAUGCAUACAGAUGGGAUGCCCCUUCUCAUGUUAUGGAGUCUAUAGAUGAUUUUGCCCUGGACCCUCAGGAUAAUGCUGACCAGUGGUUUGAGUUGAAGGCAACUCCUAAAAGUGGCACUGUGGAACAGCUCACCACCCCUUUACGGACCGCAAAGCCAUUUGAUGAAAUCCCCAAUACCAACAGACCCAACGCUGUGGUGUCUCCCCUGGUCAAACAAGAUGAGAUGACAAGCUCAGAUGUCAAAGAAAGCACCUGUACAGAGGUCCCAUCUAACAUAGUCGCAUCAUGGGGGAACGUCAAAACUGCAGCUGCUCCUGGUCAGGGCCAGAAAUCUGUUCCUGCUCAACCACGCAGAGUGUCCAAACGGCCUGUGCCUAGAAACGAAAAGCCUACAACACCCCCUCUUGUCAAGAAAAGAAGAAGCUCAACAUCUAGAACUGUGCGACGCAGUGGUGCUGGUGCGAGGAGCAGUGUCCGGCUGAGAAGCAAACCAGCCAUUGCCUCAAAGACCUCAGAUACUGCCUUUGCCUCCAACACUACACAGCAGAAAAGCACCGAACAGCAAGAGCUGGAACGCAUCGAGGCACUGCAGAAAGAGGUGGCAGAACAGCGUCGGAAGAAUGAGGCCAGCUACAGGGCUGCACUGGCAGGCAGUCAGCUUCCUAAGAAGCAUGUGCUGUCCACCACCAUUCCCAAAGAGUUCAACUUCCGCUCGGAUAGCAGGCUGAAGAACCACAUGGAUGGAGGCUCUGCAGAAGACGACUCGUACAAGGAGGUGAACUUCACCUCUCAGCUCCGCAAGCACCCACCUUCCCCUUUGAAGGCUCCAAAGGGAACAACCAUUCCCAAACCCUUCAACCUCUCCAGAGGCAAGAGGAAACUUGAUGAAGCAGGAGCCUAUGUGCCGAUGGCCCAGCAGAUUGAGCAGUUUCAGAAACGCACUCCCACCCGCUAUCACCUGCGCAGUCGGCAGAGCCAGGAAAGAGGACCAUCACCAGUGAAGGCUGAGAAGCCAAAAAUCACACACCCCAAAACACCACAGCUACUGACUCGUCAGAGACAUCGUCCCACAAUGGUGAAAAGCACUGCAGAAAUUGAGGCUGAGGAAGCAGAAAAAAUGCAACAGUUUAAGUUCAAAGCUCUAGAACUCAACAGGAAGAUUCUAGAAGGGGCUUUGGUUCCUAAAAAGCCAGGUAGGAAAGAAGUUACCAAGCCUGAGGGCUUCCAGCUGGAGAUUGAGAAGCGACUUCAGGAGCGGCAGGCCAGUAGGAAGCCUGAGGAAAAAGAGGACCACACAUUCCAUCCCAGACCGCUACCAACUCGAAUUCUGGAAGAAGUUGUGGGUGUCCCAGAGAAGAAAGUUCUAAAUCCAACUGUUCCAGAAUCACCUGCAUUUGCUCUUAAAAACCGUGUGCGAAUGGAAAAGAAAAAAGAAGAGGAGAAGCCUCCUGCUCCAAUUAAGGCACAUGCUGUGCCCCACUUCCUGCCCUUCCAGCCCAAACUGCCAGUCAAGAGCCAGGUAGAAAUGUGCCCUUUCUCAUUUGAGGAACGUGAGCGUGAACGAAGGGUCAUGAAGGAGAAGAAACUGGAUGAAAUGAGAAAUGAAGAGCUACCCAAGUUCAAGGCCCAACCCCUUCCUGACUUCCAUGAAGUGCACCUCCCUGAGAAAAAGGUAGUAGAGCCCACCAAACCUGCUCCUUUCAAGCUGAUGGUUGACGAACGAGGAGCGGCAAAGGGUGACCGCUGGGAGCUGAUGAUGAAAGAGGAGUUGAAACGACAGGCUGAAGCCGCAUGUUUUAAGGCACGACCAAACAAUGUAAUGCACAAAGAACCAUUUGUACCGAAAAAGGAGAAUCGCUCCAUCUUGGGUAUGUUGUGGCAGGUGGUUUUUGUAAUCUUUCCAAUUAGUGUUGCACUACACAUUUUUGAAGACUAUGCAUUUGCUUUUUCUUAA